UGUUUUGGUUGAUAAAUAAUUUGUGUUUAGGUACUACAAGAAAUAAUUUUGAAGGGAAAAAAGUUAUUCACUUGGAAUACGAAGCAUAUACUUCAAUGGCAGAGACCGAAAUAAAGAAAAUCUGCAGAGAUGCUAGACAAAAAUGGCCAUCAGUCAAACAUAUUGCAGUACACCAUAGACUUGGUGUGGUUCCAAUAACCGAAGCAAGUGUAAUUAUUGCAGUCUCCUCUCCACACAGAGCAGAAUCACUUGAAGCUGUAACGUACUGCAUCAAUACCUUAAAAGCAUCUGUCCCGAUCUGGAAAAAGGAGAUUUAUGAGGAUGAAUAUUCUUGGAAAGAAAACAAGGAAUGCUUUUGGGCAAAUUCAGAAAAGUAACGGUACUCUUUUAAAAAUAAAGUGUUACUGUUCCUAAUGA
Messenger RNA from Mesitornis unicolor (brown roatelo), 417 nucleotides. It is a transcript of the gene MOCS2, whose product is annotated as molybdenum cofactor synthesis 2. The annotation marks the transcript as partial. Gene Ontology annotation, biological process: Mo-molybdopterin cofactor biosynthetic process. Gene Ontology annotation, cellular component: cytosol. The record is from RefSeq and is a predicted model, not a curated record. Lineage: Eukaryota; Metazoa; Chordata; Aves; Mesitornithiformes; Mesitornithidae. The transcript is spliced from 3 exons.